Messenger RNA from Daucus carota subsp. sativus, 678 nucleotides. Its product is annotated as sm-like protein LSM8. The transcript has 6 exons. Gene Ontology annotation, cellular component: U6 snRNP; U4/U6 x U5 tri-snRNP complex; precatalytic spliceosome. Bases 264 to 560 code for a protein of 98 amino acids. Gene Ontology annotation, molecular function: RNA binding. The record is from RefSeq and is a predicted model, not a curated record. Gene Ontology annotation, biological process: mRNA splicing, via spliceosome. NCBI's taxonomy places the organism in Eukaryota, Viridiplantae, Streptophyta, Magnoliopsida, Apiales, Apiaceae.
GGGUUUGUAACAUCAUAUCGACCAAAUCAAUAACAACAUAUUUUCAUAUUAAAAUAAUUAUUUUUGGAAUUCUCUGUAUUUAGAAUUUUUAAAAAGGUUAUUUUUUGCUUCCGGGCCUGUAAAUUUGAUAAAAUGUUUCAAAUUAGGGUUUCUUCUUUCGUUUUACAAAACUAAAGAGGCAUUUGGGGAUUAGGGAUUAGAAGUCUGAAGCUAUUGUAAGCGAAGGCUGAAGAAAUCUUUUGAGUUGUGGUGAUCUUUACAAAAUGUCGGCUGGGGCUGGACUUGAAAAUCUUGUAGAUCAAAUCAUUUCUGUGAUAACAAAUGAUGGGCGCAAUAUACUGGGAAUUUUAAAAGGUUUUGAUCAGGCUACAAAUAUUAUUCUCGAUGAAUCUCAUGAACGUGUGUAUUCCACAAAGGAAGGUGUGCAGCAACUUGUCCUAGGUCUGUACAUCAUCAGGGGGGAUAACAUAAGCAUCGUUGGCGAGGUAGAUGAAGAGCUGGACGCAAGCUUGGAUCUUUCGAAACUGAGAGCUCAUCCCCUGAAGCCUGUUAUACACUAGUUUGUUUAAAUUAAAUGAGUCGCUGUCCAAGUUGAAUGUUGUACGAAAAAUUUGUUCUUGGAUUAAAAAAUAGAAUCUAUUAAUUGCCAUAAUCAAAAUUUUGAGAUUCAGAUUUUAA